CUGCUCUUGUUGCUGGUGGCGGUUGGGGGCCCAGCCGGCGUCUCGGCCGCGGGCGGCCCAGAGGUGCACAGCCUGCGGGGGAGCUGGCGGCUGAGCAACGGGAACGGUUCAGUGGUGCUCCGAGGGGAGGUGCCGGGCUGCGUGCACACCGCCCUGCACCGCGCGGGCCUCAUCCAGGAUCCAUACUAUAGAUUUAAUGACGUGAUGUACAGGUGGAUCUCGCUGGAUAACUGGACUUACAGCAGGACAUUCAAAACUCCUUUUGACUUCAGAAAGUGGCAGAAAGUGAAUUUGGUUUUUGAGGGAGUGGAUACAGUAGCACAGAUCCUGAUUAAUAAUGUCACUCUUGGGAGAACAGACAAUAUGUUCAACAGAUACAGCUUUGAUAUUACCAGUGUGAUCAAGGAGGUCAAUUUUAUUGAAGUCUGUUUCUUAUCAGCCAUUUCCUAUGCAGCAGAGCAGAACAGAUGUCACAAAGGAUACAGCAUCCCCCCAGCGUGCCCUCCACCUGUGCAGAAAGGAGAGUGCCACGCUAAUUUCAUCAGAAAGGAGCAGUGUUCAUUUAGUUGGGACUGGGGCCCUUCUUUUCCCACUCAAGGAAUCUGGAAAGAUGUUAGGAUUGAGGCUUAUAACCAUUAUCACUUGGUUUACUUUUCUUUGACUUCUCUCUUUGUAAAGAGUACUCAGAAGUGGCAUCUUGAAAUCGAGGCUAUUUUUGAUGUAGUCAGCUCCAAGCCAAUUGUGGGUCUUGUAAUUGUGAACAUUCCCAAAUUGCAAACACAGCAAACAUUCAAUGUGACGCUUCAACCUGGAGAAGGCAGCAUUGUGCUGCUUGUAAACAUCAACAAGAGUUUUGCAGUGGAGGCUUGGUGGCCAAAUGGACAUGGAAAGCAAACUGGAUACAACAUGACAACAACUUUCAUCAUGGAGGCAGGAUACCAGAUUGAGAGAUUUUCAAAGGCCUAUUUUCGAACAGUAGAACUUGUUCAGGAGCCUAUUCAUGGCUCACCAGGUCUGAGUUUCUACUUCAGAAUCAAUGACCGACCCAUUUUCAUUAAGGGCUCAAACUGGAUUCCAGCAGAUUCUUUCCAGGACAGAGUGACCUAUGACACAUUACGGCUACUCUUGAAGUCUGCAGCAGAUGCUAACAUGAAUGCACUUCGAGUAUGGGGAGGAGGUGUAUAUGAACAAGAUGAAUUUUAUGAUAUUUGUGAUGAAAUAGGAAUAAUGAUCUGGCAGGAUUUUAUGUUUGCAUGUGCGCUAUAUCCAACUGACCAGAAUUAUUUAGAAUCUGUACGAGCAGAAGUUACUCAUCAGGUAAGGCGUUUAAAAUCUCAUCCAUCAAUUAUUCUUUGGAGUGGUAACAAUGAAAAUGAAGCAGCAAUUGCAAACAACUGGUUCUCCAUACCUUAUGCCGACAGAGAAGUCUAUAUCAAAGAUUACGUUAUGCUUUAUGUGAAGAACAUCCGAGAAGUAGUUCUUGCUGAAGAUAAGAGUCGUCCUUUUGUUGCAUCCAGCCCCACCAAUGGCUUAGAGUCAGUUAAAGAAGGUUGGGUCUCUCAGAAUCCUUAUGAUACCCAUUAUGGUGACACUCACUUUUAUGACUACAGCAUUGACUGCUGGAACUGGACAGCAUAUCCUAAAACUCGUUUUGCUUCAGAAUAUGGAUUUCAAUCAUGGCCUUCCUUCAGUACAAUCAAAAAGGUUUCCUCCUCUGAGGACUGGUCCUACACAAGUAAUUUUUCUCUCCAUCGACAACACCAUGAAAAUGGCAAUGAUCAGAUGCUUCAACAGAUUGGAUAUAAUUUCAAGCUUCCCCAGAGCACAGAUCCCAUAAAGAAGUUCAAAGAUAUGAUUUACCUCACUCAGGUGAUGCAGGCUCAGUGUGUAAAGACAGAAACUGAAUUCUAUCGUUUUAGUCAAAGUGAAAUAAUCAAGGGAGAAGGAUACACAAUGGGAGCUCUGUACUGGCAACUCAAUGACAUUUGGCAGGCACCUUCAUGGGCUUCUUUGGAGUAUGGUGGUAAGUGGAAACUGCUCCAUUAUUUUGCCCAGAACUUCUUUGCACCACUGCUGCCUGUGGCCUACGAAGACAAAGGUGUGUUGUACAUUUACGGUGUCUCAGAUCUUCAUGUGGACCAGAAGCUUACUUUGAGGGUCGUUGUGUACACCUGGAGUUCUUUGGAGCCAGUAUGCAUCCUUUCCAAAGGCGGCGUGACUGUUAAAGCACAAAGUGCUCUCCCCAUCUACAAGGAGUCCAUAAAUGACUUUCUGGAAAGAUGCCAAAAUUGUACUAGGAAAAGCUGUGUUGUUACUUUCUGUCUUAUGGAAGAAGGUGGGCUCCAGAGUCUUACGAACCAUCACUUCCUUUCAUCACUAAAGGAUGCUGUAGGAUUGCAAAAGACUCAACUUAGUGCCUCUGUUUCCCAACAAGAUGACUUUUAUAUAUUUGAUCUUUAUACCACUGCAAUUGCUCCUUUUGUUUCUCUGGAUGUAGGGAAUAUAAAAGGUAGAUUUAGUGAGAAUGGUUUCCUCAUGACUGAAAAGAAGAAAGUGGUUAUUUUUUAUCCUUGGGAACCUACAAGCAUUGAAGAACUAGAGGAGUCACUAACCUUGACCUCUCUGAUGGACAUUGUCUGAGGAUACUUCAUUUCCCUCUAGACAAAGGGUGAAACAGGAGGAUGAAAAAAACCUUGAAGAAUUUGAAUGAAGUUGAAGUGACAUACAAUUUGAACUGAUUGCAGAAAAUGUCUAUUUCUGUCAUGUGUGCAUUGUAACUGCUGCUUCAAUGUAAAGAUGCCAACAGCAAAGCUUGCAUAUGAUGUAUGUGGUGUAUUGAAAGUAAGGCUUCCCCGGGUAAUGGAACAAAUAUAUCCCAUGUACAAAAUGGGAGGAAGUGAGUCGGUGGAAAGAGCUGAUCCAAGUUCUCCAGUCCUCAUAAGACUGGAGUUGUGAAUUCAUCCUAAGAGGCAGCACAAACAUGCACCUCUAGACUAUGGCUGUAAAAACCUAUUUUUUUUUUUUUUCAGUUUCACUAUGCUGUAAGUGAAACAGCAAGGUAUGCUGGGGACAAGGGGAAGGGCAGGGAGUAAAUCUGGGACUGCCUCCACAGGCAUGCCCCCGCUCGGAGUUGUUUGAUCUAUCUGCACCCAAACUGAGAAAGCUCUAACCCUACCCUUUCAGAUCUGUGGCUGUUACUUGGUCAGGUGUCUUGCCUGCCUCCUUGCAAGGUAGGCUUCCAAGUAAACAUGAAACCAGGACUGUCUAUUUAGACAUCAAGCAGUUCUUGUUCCCUGUUCUGCAAGGGGAACAGAGUCUGAGACUUGUUUUCUUCUCUCUUUUCAUGCAACUUGAGUAGUAACCUUAAGAGCUCUAUGUCUAACUUCCCAAAGAGUGGCAAGUGCAGUCACAAACCUUUUGUUGCUGUGUGGAUCCUUGCAUAAAGUGGCAUAGUACAAGAUAUGCCUGGCUGUGGGGAAAAAGAACAGGAGGAAGAGUUGACCAAAGGUGCAAGGAAGAAGAGGAUAGUACAGAUAAGAAAUGAUCAUCUGAGAGGACCACAGUGUUACAAGUGACUGCUUUUUCUCUAGUGCAGGGGCACUUUUUCAUUGUGCAUGGGCUGCUGUUUCAGCUUGGGCAUUGGCUGCACAGCCGUUCUGUUAUCUCCUGGCAUUCCACAUGAGCAGCCCUGUGCUCCACACUGAUCCUUCUGUCUUUCUAACAACGGAAGAAUCUCAACACCUUAUUUUUACUUCUUUCUGUGUGGGAUCUCCAUAGAAGACACUGUUGACUCAUGGUUAGAUCUGGUGGCAUAGAUCUUAGUCCAUCUGAAGUAAUGGUGCUUCAGCUCUAAUAUGUUUCUGAGUAAGUUGGUUUUAAAAUGUUUAAAAUGUUAAAAUGUUCUAGGUUUUCUACAGAAAUGCUGUCUCACUUUGGCCUUUAAUACAAAGAAAAUAAGCUUGCUUCAUCAGGGGCUGCUGUAGCCUGUGGAGCUUGGAGCCUGAGGGUUUUGCUCUCAGGCAAUCGAGGCCACUGAGCUGUGCCUUGGUCAUGUUGCUAAACACUGGGGUUGUCCGUCAGCAGUGGUUUGAAAUGCAGCUGGGAUCUUGCUGGGAUUCCACAAGGAUCCUCUCACAGCACAAUCAAGUAUUAAUUUUCUUGAAAAGCACCCAGCGGAAUCAGCACUUUACAACGGAAGGUGUUUGAACAAACUCUGCUGGUGAUGACCACCUUUGUCGUUAAAGCACCACAUGGGUGAUGCUUUCUGCAGUCUGAGCAUGUGUGGGGAGAGCAGCUGCAUCUUCCAUUGGUCAGAGAGCUUGGAAGUGGGGGUUGUUUUCUUGCAGUGAUCACAGUUAUAAUGGGCAAAGAGGUGAGCAUAUUGACUGGUGCGUGGUGAUCUCUGAUGCUUUCUGAAUUGGGUGUUAACCAAAACUGAUGUACUCCUGAGCAAGACAAAAACCUUGAAGAUGAAAAGGAAAUGAUAAAUGGAAGUCGCUUACAAAUGCUUUGAUAGAGCACCGAAACAACUAACUGCAGUUGCAUAGGAGGGCUUCUCUGAUUAAAAACUUGCCCUAGUUGAAAGAAAACAUGAAAGAAAUCAAAAUACAUGCCAAUGUUUAUAGGUUAUGUAAAAUAAAUGGGGAAAAUGAUAGUCAUGAAUAAAACAUAACUGUUAAAAAAUUUAGACAUUGAUAAAAGAAUUUAAAAGUUAUCUGAGAAGCAUUCUGGCCAACAAUACAAGAAAAAUCCUUCAGUUUUUUCAGUGUCCUGGGAUCAAAGGGGAAUCAAAGCAGCAACAGAAAAUAUAUUGUAAGAAUGAAAAAAAUGUGGAGAAAACAUGGAAUAAAUAUAAUUAAUAAAUAUUGCUGCAGUGUAUCAGGAAAAGGGCAGGUUGGUUGAUGUCUUUCUCUUAUAUUGAUGUAGAAAUUUCUUUCAGCAGCAUUCAGAUAUAAUUUCAAAAUGGCACUUAAUAGUGUUAAAUAAGUAAAACUUUAACAGAGUUACAUGUUUCAAAGACAAUCAAAAGACAGUUCAAAGACAUAGGCCUAUAUGAAGGUCAGUGAUCCUUGUUCUUAGUGCAAGUGAAGUUUUGGAGAUGUAGAAAAGAGCUUUUUUGAUUCCUAGAAGCCAUAAACCUUGAAUGUGGAUAACUGUGACCUUGUUUAGCCUGUCAUGAGUUUUAGGCAAAAUCAUGAAAGAAGUUAUAUGGCAUGUGAUCAAUAAUUGAUGAAGUGGCUCUGCAACUAAUGCCUGUCAGCACUGCUGUGCAGAAAGAGGAGCAUUCUGCUGUUGCUUUGUGCAGUUUUAUGCGGAUUGGCAUAAAAAAGUUCUGUUUCUAAAUUAUUGUUCGUUUUGAAGGUCAGAAGCUCCCUAAAAGAGUGGGUCCAUUCUUCCUUACUGGAAAGCUUUAAUUCAGCACUAGAUGCUGUUAUGAAAAAUUAACAAUUGCUUACGGCGAAUGCUUGAGCUCAAAACAGAAUUAAUGAGGGAGGUUCACUUCAUUAUUAUCUUAGUACCCUUAAUAUGUUCUUUCAGUUUCCUGGUGUUGUUGUGGGUAUAUAUUUAUAGGUGCUAUUUUCUUCUCUCCCACAUGCAGCAGUGGCUGUAGCAUGUACCUUGGUUAACCAUUUUUCUUUGGUACUUUUGCCAUUGCAUACUGCGUGAGGUUCACUUCAUUAUUAUCUUAAUACCCUUAAUAUGUUCUUUUGGUUUUCUGGUGUUGUCGUGGGUAUGUAUUUAUAGGUGCUAUUUUCUUCUCUCCCACAUGCAGCAGUGACUGUAGCAUGCACCUUGGCUGACUAUUUUCCCUUGGUACUUUUGCCAUUGUUCUAUGUGAGCUAUAUUUGGUUACAUUGUUCUGCCUUUACCUCAGAUCAGGGCAAAGAUAGGAAUGCAAGAGUGAAGAGAUCUUCAGAAUACUAUUGCCUCUAUGAACACAUCCAUCUGUAGCCAUCUGACUGUUGUGGCCACUCAGCAGCACCUGUAUUGCCAUUUUGUAUUUGAUGGGCUGGGGAUCAGCAGCAGGAGCAUUGGGAAGAGCAUUUGCAGUAGGAAUCUUUUGAAGCCAGAAAAAGUUUGGUCCACGCCUUUGGCAGUUACUUCAGAACUGCUCUAAGAGCUGAUUGUGCUCUUCAGGAGAGCCGUGGCUGAUGGGAGUGACACCCAGGUUACUGAAGCCUAAAGCAAGGCCAAGAAAACAUUGUCAAUCUCCAUCUAUGAGCCAAGAAAACCGCCUGCAAGUGAGUGACCAUGGUAUGAUGCUGCACUCUGCUUUUUCAUCUUGAAAUCAGAUACCUGGUCUGCAUCCUCAGUAAGGCCAACAUCUAUUGCUUUUUGAGACAAAUACUUGAGCAAUUUUCAUUUAUUAAGUGAGCCUGAAAUAUGAAGAAGUCAGCAGCAGCUGUUUUCUGUGCAAGAUCCACAAAAGGAGUUCCUGACUGCAGGACAGUAUCUGAGCUGAAGAAGUAUUUACAGUAUUUCCACAUAGGGUAUAUGUUUCCACAGCAAGGUGCUGGCAGUACUACCCGUGUUUGAACAGGGCAAACAAAGGCUAUUGUUACUUACAACAUGACCAGGCAGUGACUGAACCUCCCUGAUUACUUCUCACAACCUCUGCUUUUCUGUUAAUAGAGGACUCCCAUAACUGAAGAUGCUCAAAAUUCAACGACAUGGGUGACCUCAUGUAAUGUAAUAUUGGCCUUGCUCUGAGGAGGUAGUUGGACACCAGCAUGUCAGGCCUGGGAGAUCAUUGGCUGGUUUAUCUUUUGAAACUUGUCCCCAGUACAUCCAAGGACAGUACAUACCGAUUUACCAUCAGUAAAUGGCAGAUGCCUGGUUUUAGAAAAGGGAAGCAGUAUAAUCAAUCCUGUACUGCAGGGCUACUGAUUCAAAUGGUCCAUUUCCCCCCUCUCCUAUAGGCCUUAGCAAAUAUCUGCAAGUUGUGCUGCAGUAGCAUAUUUCUGAAACACAGAAGCAGCUUGGACACUGUGUGUAGAAAACUCUGAUGUAGGGACAGCCAAGGUGAGGUGGGAGAACUGAAUAAAAUACAUUUUAAAUAAAGUUUUGGGGUCAAUUUUACCUGUCUCUCCUUUUGCAAAAGUGGGUGGCGAUGAUAAGCGAAGAGCUUUUGCUGUAUUGUCCUCCAGAUGUGAUGAGCUUUGUGAGCUGGAUAGUGCUUUCUGAAUGAUUUCAAUGGCUUCUGUGUGAUCCAUCUGUCUCAAAGCAGCAAUCAACUCCUGAACUGUGCCACCAGAAACCUAAGAGAGAAGACACCAGAUGUUUACCAUCAGCCAGGCUGGUAAAGCUGAAGGGAUGCACUGUUUCACCAUGCAGGAGGACAACAUUCUCGACAUGUCUGAGUUCUAAAAAAACUUGUUCUAGCCACACUACCUCAUAGUUAUCGAGCAGAGUUUUCGACGGGGAAGGGCUCAACCUGAAAGCAUUAUUAAGUAUGCCAAGACCCAGUUUUUGUGCUAGAGUGGACCAGUUUUUCUUUGGAUCGGGCGAUUCCAAUAGUUUGUAAAGUUGCAUCUUGGAGCUUUCAUUCAGAUCUCUCAAAUGUCCUGGGGAAUAGAGAAAUAUGUUAGUUUAUUAUUUAUACAAAUCAUGCACUGUUCCAUUUCUAAGUAAAAAUGAAACCAAAUUAAAGAGUACUUUAGUGUCCAUCAAUCCCAGUGUUUACUAAUGUAAUACUGAAAACGUACUCCUUUGUGUCAUUCAUUCUAUGAAUGGGGGAUGGGAGGGUACCUCUUCAACCUCCUGAUUUCAGUUACAAGCUAUUGCUGGGCAACGUCUUCUGCAAGUACACUUGCGGUACUCAGUUACUAGACGUAUACUGUCAGUCGUCUUUACAGAUCUUACCUUGCAUCAGUAAAUCCUCUGAAACCACUGCUGACUCAUAGGGUUUGCCAUUUAAUAUG
Melopsittacus undulatus (budgerigar) is the source of this 7922-nucleotide messenger RNA. RefSeq names its product mannosidase beta (gene MANBA). The coding region runs from base 205 to 2640 and encodes 811 amino acids. The record is from RefSeq and is a predicted model, not a curated record. NCBI's taxonomy places the organism in Eukaryota, Metazoa, Chordata, Aves, Psittaciformes, Psittaculidae. Gene Ontology annotation, biological process: glycoprotein catabolic process; carbohydrate metabolic process. The transcript has 21 exons. Gene Ontology annotation, molecular function: beta-mannosidase activity.